AUGGUGCAGGCAGAAUCCUCAGCCAGUGCAGCUCGCAAUGGUCUCCAGCCCAACACGGCCGGAGCUCCGCAGGACUAUGAGCUCCCCUGGGUCGAGAAAUACCGUCCGAUCUUCCUCGAUGACAUCGUUGGCAACACAGAGACCAUCGAGCGGUUGAAGAUUAUCGCCAAAGAUGGGAAUAUGCCGCACGUUAUUAUCUCGGGCAUGCCUGGUAUUGGAAAGACGACGUCAGUUCUGUGUUUGGCUAGACAAUUGCUGGGCGAUGCGUAUAAGGAGGCUGUGUUGGAGUUGAAUGCUAGUGACGAGAGAGGUAUCGAUGUCGUGCGAAAUCGAAUCAAAGGGUUUGCGCAGAAGAAAGUUACACUCCCGCCUGGUCGUCAUAAGCUUGUUAUCCUUGAUGAAGCAGACAGUAUGACCUCGGGUGCGCAGCAAGCGUUACGGCGAACGAUGGAGAUCUACUCUACUACAACCCGAUUUGCCUUUGCUUGUAACCAGUCGAAUAAGAUCAUCGAACCCCUCCAGUCUCGAUGCGCAAUCCUCCGCUAUUCUCGAUUGACCGACGCCCAGGUGGUGAAACGAUUGAAACAAGUGUGUGAGGCUGAGAAGGUCGAACACUCGGAAGAUGGACUAGCUGCGUUAGUUUUCAGUGCUGAAGGUGAUAUGCGCCAAGCGAUCAACAACCUGCAAAGUACCUGGUCUGGAUUUGGCUUCGUGAGCGGCGACAAUGUCUUCCGUGUAGUUGAUAGCCCACAUCCGAUCAAGGUCCAAGCCAUGAUCAAGGCUUGCUGGGAAGGUAAGGUGGACGUGGCUUUGGAGACGUUGAAUGAGCUAUGGACUCUUGGGUAUUCGUCCCACGACAUUAUCAGUACUAUGUUCCGAGUCACUAAAACUAUCCCGACGCUGUCUGAACAUUCGAAGCUGGAAUUCAUCAAGGAGAUCGGAUUCACACAUAUGCGCAUUUUGGACGGCGUGCAAUCACUCCUGCAGUUGAGUGGUUGUGUCGCCAAACUCUGCAAGAUCAACAUGAAGCCGGAGUUAUUCCAGAAUUCCAAGGCUUGA
Messenger RNA from Aspergillus chevalieri, 1059 nucleotides. It is a transcript of the gene RFC4, whose product is annotated as replication factor C subunit 4. NCBI's taxonomy places the organism in Eukaryota, Fungi, Ascomycota, Eurotiomycetes, Eurotiales, Aspergillaceae. Gene Ontology annotation, cellular component: Rad17 RFC-like complex; nucleus; DNA replication factor C complex. Gene Ontology annotation, molecular function: ATP binding; ATP hydrolysis activity; DNA binding. The transcript has 5 exons. The record is from RefSeq and is a predicted model, not a curated record. The coding region runs from base 1 to 1059 and encodes 352 amino acids. Gene Ontology annotation, biological process: DNA-templated DNA replication; DNA repair.